UCGAACGUUACGUUGUAAAAAAAACAAGAUGGAGGCGGGAAGAUGUGUACUCGGAUGUGUAUUUGAAAUAUGAAUAUUUUCAAACAAAAUAUCGACUUGAUGUAUAUUACGCUGUAGUUUGAAUAAACGUGCACCUAUAGAAAUGAGCAAUUCCCACCCAGGUGCCGCAAACAGACCUGUGAAAGCUACGUUAUGUCGCUAUUUUGCCACCGACGGAAAAUGCUUCUUUGGAGAUUCGUGUCAAUUUGUUCACGCGAAACCUGGUGCAGGAUCUUCUCAGACAGGUGAGCUCGUUCAUUUACCUCUCUUAGGCCUCUUAGUUUGUUUUAUUACUCAUAUUGGUUUAGGCUUGAUUAAUAAGUUAAACCAAUGUAUGUUUGUGUGUUCGGUAAUUCAUAUUUUAUAAACCAAAUGUCGUAAAGAAUUGUGUUGUUUACCAAUUACAAACCAGUAAAUUGCUCGAGUACUCACUACAGGUAAUAACAUAAAUAACGUGUUAUGUGAAAGGGGAAAAAAUGAUCAAAGCACAAAGUUUCAACUUUCAAGACUAUGCGGUCAAAUUGUAUUUUGUACUGUAGUUAUAAAGACAGCUAGUCCAGGUGGCAGAGUAUGGCAGUUUUUGACAAAAAUUUAUGUGUACAAGUGUGCAGUCCUGUUUGAACUUUAUUCAAGUGUGCACUUGAGUUGAUGUUUAUAACUCGUUAAUGCCCAACACUCUCCCCUUGACUAGUACAAUUACCUGUCGUUUUAAUUGAGCUUAAUUAAUGGGUUAAUGUUUAAAAUUGCCAACAGUGUGUCAGUGUACAACAAAUUCAGUAGACAUAUAAAUAUGUGAGAAUUUAAUAUGUAAGUAUGCAAAGUUACUGUUACCUCAAUGGCCUUGUUUCCAUGUUUGCCUGUUUUGGCAUGGAAGUGCACACGAAAGUUACAGUAUCCCCAUGUUUCAUGUUCAAGUAGGUUUUUCUUUGAUCUUGAACCCAAUCACAAGGGUAGUCAAUUUAUCCCGGGCGUUCUGUGACUCCGGUCCGCGAUCAAAUCAGAUCAUGUCAGUGGCUCAACAUUUAGCAUUAAUUAACACAAUUCAAAUUCGUACACAAAUUAUGGAAAUUGGCACGAACUACAAAAUGGCCUCGAGUGACAGUGAAAUAACAUUUCUAAAAAAUAAUUUAUCGAAUUUUUAAAGAAGGGCAAUUUAAUAAUAUAGUAAUUACAGUCAUACAGUAGUAACUCCCCUGUGUUGUCUAGUAAUUCCACACUUACAAGUAUUAAUGUUUUCUCUGGUCCUGGCAAUAUGAAAGUAUAAAUUAAUAAUCAAUGAACAAGCAUGGAAGUAAAUGUCCCUUUCUCCAUUCUUUUGUAACAAGUUAAAAUAACCCUUUAUACUCCGUUAGCCACCCGGAAAGCACUAAUGGCCAUACCGUGGUGAAACACUUUGCUUGACUAAAGUUAAUUAAAGAUAUUAUUUUAAUUGAAAAAAAUACACUUAAAAAAUAAACCUGACCCUAACCCUAAUCCUAAUCUAACCAAAAGGUAUUGUAUAAAGGCAAUCUGAGGAAAAAUGUUAAAGAAAGAAAUAUGAUUGGCCAUUGCGGGAUUUGGACGCCAAUUAGCAGCAUGUAAGAAUGCACGCAACACCCUAGACAACCACGCCACUGGCACUCGCUGAAAUACAAAUGCAGAAAAUCUAAAUAUAUAGUGAUAAUAUAUAUAAAUAAAAGGAUCCACUGACAUUUAGUGAAUAUUGUGAUGGUAUGGCAUUUAUUAUUUUUCUAGCCACGUCAAGGAUCUCAAAUUUCAGAGGGGUUAGUUUGUGAAUUUUCUCAGAGGAUGUAAUUUGCAUGUACAUGGGAAUGUAUUUUAGACAAAAUAAACUAUAAACCAGUCAAUCAGUCAUAUUUGUUCUUUGAUGGUAAAUAUUCAAAUGAUGGCCCAUGUAUCUGGAAAUAUUUCCACUUUCUAUGUAGAUGAAAAAUAUUCAGCAAUAAAAUUCCUUUGGAAUUUUGAGUAAAACCUGAAUCGAACUUUGGGCGAUGUUAUUUAAAUAAUUUACUAGAUGCCGCUGACAUGAUCUGAUAUGAUCGUGGUGGGGGUCACAGAAUGCCCGGGAUAAAUUGACUACCAAUCACAAGAUUAUCCGUAACACUAUUAUGCACAAAACAUGAGGAAAUAGUAGGCUGAUGUGAUAUAUUAAAUGUCAGUUUUCAUCUCAUUUUAUUAUUGCUGCAGUUUUUGUUGCCCCCAUCACCAUACUGUGAAGACAAAAUUGUGACACAAAAUGCAUUUUUCAAUAGCCUGGUCAGGCACACAGUUGAUCAUGGGGAAAAGUCAUAAAAAACUACUAAAUGUUGCAAAGAUUUUUUGUAUGUGUUUACAAAAAUAAACGUGGAAGUGGAUUCAAGCUUACCCCCUCCCUCCUCCAAACAGCAGAAAUUUCAUGUUCAUUAACAGUAAAUCUUGAAUUCAGCUUCACAAAUCUCAAUGUUCGAACAGGUUCAGGUUCUUACAGCCAUGUUUAUAUUUUUAGGUGAUAAAAGUUUUACAGUCUUGCCAUCAACAAGUGUGUAUCCUUCAAAUGAUGCUGGUAAUAAAUAUGCUGCUGGAAAUGCUGAGACUAAUGCCUUAGCAAAGAACUUUUCAGGGAUGUCAGUAUCUGGCAUGGAGGUGAUAUAUGUACUGUAGAAGGUUUUAGAUUUGACUGGGAGUAGGACAUGUUGACUUCAAAUACAAAUUUGUUAUUUCAUUGCUAGUCACACCAUAUUUUUUUGUUUUUACUGGCUGCAUUAUAGGUUAGGGUAGCCUCCUCCAGUCAGAGGCUACUGUCUGGUUAUAUAGCAGAAUGAUGCAAUAUUUUACAAAUUACUGUAUACUGUACCUCAUAAUCUCCUGUUACCACUGUAGUGUUUGUAGCAUGAUUUACAAAAUUUAUAAAAUCUCAGUUCGGAUUUCUCCAAAAGCACUGUCCGUUUUAUGUCUUGAGCAUUUCAGAUUAAUGUCUUAAGCAUUUCAAACAUGAAACAAAUUUGUUAUUUUUUGGUUUCACUGUUAGUGUACUGAAAUGACUGAGCUACUGUAGAAUACAGUUGACCGUCAUUUUGACCGGGGACUUACUGGCCUUUAUUUUGAGCCCUGACUUGAACUUAUUACACAAAGAAAGUUGAAAACUUCAUAAUUUGUUCAUAAUAAUUUAUUAUGUUUCAGGCACCUGAGCAGAAUCUAGUCAAUUCUCUAUCAUCUAAAGGAAACAAUACUCCACGAAACACUACAGGAAACCAAGGCUUUGAGUUUCUGCCCACUGCAACGGUAAUGAAUUAGCAAUUUAUAUAUAAACUACUAAAAUAACUGUACCACUUGUUAAAUUAAUUUCUGACUUUGUCAAUAAAUUACUACCUCUAGGGCCAUUUUGAUUAUCAUUUUACAAUCUUAUCCUUAAAAUGAUAAAAUUUAUGAACCUAUAGUAUACACUGUACUUGCUUCUCAAAGCAUCUUCAGAUUGUGUGAAGCCCAUUAAGUCAGUUUGCACACAUUCCAGUCACACUAAUAUAUUUUAAUGUUCUCUAGAAUCACGUAAUUCAAUCAGAAUCUAUUGGGGGAACCACAUUCUUUUAUCCAGAAAACCAGCAGUCAGAACCAUCCAUUGUAAGUACUGUACCACUUAUAUGCUUAAUAUACAGUGAAAGCUUUGUCAGAAAGGUCUUUGAAAAUGCUUUUUAACUUUCCAUCUUUUACCGUCGAGAAUAUGUUCCGUUUCAUGUUGAAAUGUUUUAUUUUGGCUCCUUUUCAGUUUUUGUGCGUACAGUAUUAAAUCCUACAAAUACACGCAAUAUUAUAAACAGCAUUAACAUUCAAUCACUCGCUAUAUUAAUAGCAACAUGUAAAUAGCAAAGGUAGACAGUCAGCGAUACUAUUUAGUCAUUUUGGAAACUGUUUAGUCAUUUUGGAGGAUGUAGCUCUGUUGGAGAGGGCGGCUUACCACGAACCAUACUCCGCUGGGCUGUCGCAUAGUUAGAGAAGCUUCCGACCAUCCCGUUAAUCCGGCUUGACAACUUAAAACAGAUGCCGAGAAUUCAGCUCUCCAUGGACAGACACUUACCCAACUGUACGGACAAUAUACAGAAAUAUAUAAAAUGUACUCCCUGACCCAAAAUAACGACGGUUACAUCUGUGCAGCAAAAUCGAGAAACUGAAAGGAUAACAACUGCACACAAGCAAUAAGUAACUACAUAAAAACAAGAACAACAAGUUAAACACUUGCAAACAAGGAGACUAACUCAUCCAGAAUAGCUGGAGGUAUGUCCGCGUGCGGGCGCGGCAGGCAGUUACAACGAAAAAAACACCAAACAAGACAAGCGUCAAGCGCACCGAACUAUACAAAUAGUUAAUCUUAAGAUAAAUAUUAAUGCCCAGCAGAAAAUACGUAAAAGAGCCAUAACAAAAAUAUAGUUUAAAAUAUUUAUUAGAAAGCUAAGGUUUCGUCUUUAACUUAAGACAUCUUCAGAGCAAUGACAUACAAAGCGGAAAACACAAAAAUAUGAAUAAAUUACAACUAUUUACAAGAUAUUAUAUUACAAAAGUAGAAAGAGGAAUGGAUCAGAGUAGAAGUAGAGGGACCGAACUGCCUUGUAAGUUGAGAGAGGGUUUGAGUUUGUUAAUGACGGAGAAGACUUUCUCGAAUGAGGAGUUCGUCUGGAGAAGAGCAACAAGAAAUAAUGUUAAAGUCAUUAAGAGAAGCGGAGUGACCAGUGCUAUCAAAAUGGGAAAGGAUACUAGAAUAGAAGGAUAUUAUAAUUCUACUCUGAUCCAUUCCUCUUUCUACUUUUGUAAUAUAAUAUCUUGUAAAUAGUUGUAAUUUAUUCAUAUUUCUGUGUUUUCCGCUUUGUAUGUCAUUGCUCUGAAGAUGUCUUAAGUUAAAGACGAAACGUUAGCUUUCUAAUAAAUAUUUUUUAAACUAUAUUUUUGUUAUGGCUCUUUUACGUAUUUUCUGCUGGGCAUUAAUAUUUAUCUUAAGAUUACGAUUCCCGCCUGGUUCAUCUAUCACAAAUAGUUAAGUUAAUAUAACAAGACAGUAAAUAACAAGACAGGAAAAAAUACACGCUAGACAAAGGUGCGUCUGACAGGUAGCAAGAUCACAUGACACAGCACCAUCGAACGAUACAGGUACUUCUGAUUGGCAACAACCAGGCAACAAGUUACUACUGCAUUCUCCACUCGCAAAACAGCGGCAACAAGGCAAGCAAAACCUCUCACGACAGCUCUGGAAAUGACAUUGGGAGGGUGGGUGUAGGGGAAAGGCGUGUUCACACCACGGAGGGUUGCAAGCAAUGAGCUCAAGGUGAGAACUUGUUGCAUAACAAACCUCGGUAAGCCUGCAUAAUUAUCCAUAAAUUAACUAAUAUAUGAAUACAUAUUAAAACCACCAACUAUUUUUAUUUCAUAAAAUCCUUUAAAUGCUGUACAUCUGUUGAUGUGGUUGUUUCAUAAGUAACCUUUAAUGGGUUUUAACUUUUCCUACUGCGAACAACCUUAUUUUAGUCUUUGUUUUGAGUGAAAUGAUGGACAGUAUCUUAUUUUAUAUCUGAUGUUAUUCUCUUUGUGUAUUUUUAGAUUCUUCCUUCAUAUCAUGUUUAUCCGAGCACUCCCAGUCAUCUUGCUAACUUACAAACUGUUUCAAAGCCAAUGACAAACUCAUUCUUUAUUUCAUCGCAAAUACGGCAGGUAUAUAGUCAACUUGCUUGAUACUGUUUCUAAAUUCAUAAAAUUCUAAUUGCUUUAGAGUACAAUUACUUCAUUAAUAGGAAAUUCCAGCUAGAGACUAAAUGUUGAUCUAGGAAAAACAAAAUAUGUACAUCACCACAGCUAGAAAGAGCAUGGUAAAAUUAGUAAAAUUCCAAAGUUUGGCCACGAAAUGUCGUAAAAUGCGGAAAACAUAGCCCUGCGAAAUUUGCAAAUUUUGUAUUAAUUUGUAUUACGCGCGGGAAAAUGUACCACAUUUGGGCCGAAAGUCUUCUUGCCUAGAUCAAAAUUUAGUCUAUAGCUGGAUCAUCCAUUGUGCACUGUAGAAUUAAUAUAUUAGGAGCUGAGGAGGUUGUAUUAGCACGAUAAUAUUUCGUUCAUCUGGCAAGUUCCGGCCGUAAAACAUCCAGUUCUUGUAUGAAAGAUUCAGAGUCUCAGAAAAGAAGAAAGUUGUUGCAAUGACGUCCAUGGUAUCCGAAGCACAAAUGAAACGCUUGGUUCAUUAGAAUAGCAGUUGAAUGGUGUCAAAGCGGCCAUGGCUACAGCUAAAGAGGCUAUAGAGUGUGAUGUCUAUAUGUCUGCACCAGAUCUUGGUAGACAACGGAAAGAGAAUAAGACUUUUGUGGGAAAAAACUAAAUAUAAGAAAUGUGAAGAAAGGAACCGGAAAUGAAACACUAAAAUAAUAAUAAUAAUUUAUUAAAAACCUUUAUAAGAUAACACAACAGACAUUGGCUGAGGAUAUUAAGGCAAGUGUGGAAGAGUAUAUUAAUAUUUAACCGCUAUUUGUUGUGAUAAAUAAAAGAUCGAAAAUUGAAAAAAAAUUCUUGGCCCACGGAGAUACCUGCGGAACAUUUCAAGUGUUUGGACACGAAAGAAAUUAAAAAAUGGGUCACAUUGCUGCUCAGUAAAAUCAUGGAGGAGGGAAAGCUUCCAACGGUUUGGAGUACGAGUAAUAUAGUCAAAAUAUACGUGAGAAAGGAAAGCCACUGCAAAAAUCACAUCGAAAUAUUGACCAAAGUAUUGAACACAGGGAAACAGUGGGGAUAGAGAUUGCUGAAUUUAGUUGUCAGCCGGGAAAUGGAGCAAAUGAAACAAUCCUUGCACAAAUGUAAGGGAGGGUCGUAGUGCAGCAGAAAAGGAUAAUGAAGUAGCGGAAAGGAUUGGGAAGUAAAAGCCUGUAGAUAAAGUACUGUAUUGGUGAUGGAAACAACCGUUGUGAGGAUGGCAAUAUUAAUGGGAGUGAGUUAGCAUUAGUACAGUAGCAUUUGAAAAUGUCUCGGAUGGUGCUCAUGGAAAGCGGGUAAACAAAGAAUGAACGAUGAAGGACAAAGAUGGGAGAAAAGCCAAUGUAAAAUGUGAAUGAGGGACAAUGCGCAGUCGUCAGAGCAAGGGCCUUUCAUCUCUGAGUUCGUGGUUUCGAUUCUCGCACGGACUCAUGCGAAAAGAGUCAGUCAACGCUCUGCCGAAAGUUGUGGAUUUCUCAGGGUGCUUGGGUUAGGAUAAACACAGUUAAGAAAGUAAUAUCACAAUUGUUGUAAAGAUAAAAUAAUCUACACGGCAAAAACGCCGAGCCCGUUGCCCAACAGGACUGAACAAUGUUUUGCUGCCCACGUUGUUCACACUUGUCAACAACAUUGAACAAUGUUGUUGAGCCUGAAUCGGGUGUAACAAUAUUGUUGACAACUAUGAACAAUGUGGGCAGCAAAACAUUGUUCAAUCCUGUUUUCAUCAGUACUGCAUCAACCUGAGCGUUUUUACGCGUGUAGGCUAAGUAUGUAAUUAGGUAAGCGUAUAAUACUUGAUGUAAAGCGCAUCUGAUUAUAUCUGCUUGGAAAUUUGCGCUAUAGAAAUGCUAAUCGUAAUGCGGAUCUGAGGAAGAUGUGAAUGAUGAGGUUCGUUGGAUGGCGAGAUUGGAAAUGAAAAGGAUGAAGAUGGAAUUGACACCAGUUGUAGAGAUGGUGAGAGAAGAAACGCAGAAAAGUUAUGGAUACAAAAUAAGAGGAGGUGAAAGAAAGCCGUUGUUAGAGCGGAAGAUAAAAGGUGGGGACUGAAUAAGGAAAGGACGGACUGUCUAAAUAUUAUGGAUCUGAAGGUUGGUAGGGCUAGAAAAGAGUGGGGAACAAAGAUCCGACUAGAACUAGUGCUAGGUAAAAGAAGAAGAAGAAACUCAAAGCUGUUUUCUAUACGGAGAAAAUGCCAGCAGAUUGUUUCAAAACGAAGAAAACAUUGCCAACCAAAGUUUAAAUCUGGACGAAAAUUUACGCUUGAGACGAUUCUGUCUUUAAAAACGUUGUGGAAUUUACAGGGCUGUAUAAAACUUUACAAAUCAUUACCUCAGGUGGUAUUAUAUUAUUAAAAGGAUAGCAUACAGCAAAGACUACAGCGGACGGUUAGCCAAAACAUGUACAGUUGUCUUCAACAUUUGCGUAAGCAGUAGCAUGGUUUCUCGUGCACUUUGGAUGAAGCAAGCACUUGUAAGUUUUUCAAAGACCUCAAUCUCCACACGACGUGCUUAUUUUCGUGCUAUGUUCGUGAUCACUGAAAAUCCCACUCGUUUAUAUUUUAUCCAAAUUGCACUCGAAAUGAUCCUAUUAUACCUAUAUAGUCCUAUACAGUACUGUAUAUACGAAAAGUUUUCAUAAAAAUGCCAGCUACCAGAUUUAACUUAUUUUCAUGUUAGAUCAUGACGUUAACAUUUUAUGUUUUAGGACAUACUUAAUCAGCACUCCGCUACAUUGGCACAGUUAAAUCCGGAGGAUACGAGUAAGAAUAUUUAUUCUUAAAUUUACGUAACAGUUGUUCAUGCAUUAGGUUUUGCUAUAUUAUUUCUCUUGUUGAAUCAACUGUAAAAUAAAUUGGUUUAUUAAAGAG
Paramuricea clavata is the source of this 8602-nucleotide messenger RNA. The record is from the annotation of a GenBank genome assembly. NCBI's taxonomy places the organism in Eukaryota, Metazoa, Cnidaria, Anthozoa, Malacalcyonacea, Plexauridae.